GGAAGAAGAGGACCGUAGGAGAUGGUUAAUCCAAUACUGAAGCUCCCUUUUCAGUAGCUAUGCUGAAAACUAGCAAAUUGAACGAGAAUGCAUCUUCACAGACCUCAUCUCUUCACCAAAUCACUCUCAACUUCAACAACAAAAUCAACAAAACCAACCCUCCGUUGGAGGAACCAUUUAAAGCAAACCCUAUUGGUCUCCCAAAUCUCCUCUAUUCUCUUGCAGAGACACAAUUGGGGCCCACUUCUCAAAACCCUGAACCUCUCUUCCAAGCUAACCCCAUCUCUCUUCCUCCAAGUCCUCCACAAGACCCAAGCCAACCCUCAAAUCUCUCUCUCCUUCUUCAACUGGGCCAAAGCAAACCUGGGGUUCCAACCAGACCUCAGAACCCAUUGCAAACUCACCCAGAUACUAUAUGGGUCCGGGCUCUCCAAAUCCGCUAUACCCAUCUUGGAUUCAUUGAUUCAAGACCACCCACCAACCCAGAUCGUGGACUCACUGAGUCAGUCUUGUAAAGGUACUGACUUUCACUCCCUUGUGUUGAGUUCUCUUCUUAAAUGUUAUUGCCAUAAGAACUGGUAUUUGCAAGGUUUAGAGAUAUUUAGGGAAACCAAAGACUAUGGACAUGUUCUUUCAAUUCAGAGUUGUAAUGAAUUGCUCAAUGUGUUACAACAAGAAGAUGAGGUGAAAUUGGCUUGGUGUUUUUAUAGUUCAAUGCUUCGAAAUGGGCUUUUAGGAAAUACGUAUACAUGGUCUAUAAUUGCUCGGAUUCUUUGUAAAGAUGGGAAAUUUGAAAGAAUUGUUAGAAUAUUAGACAUGGGUAUAGAUGGUUCUGUGAUGUAUGAUCUACUCAUUGAGAGGUAUAGUAGAAGUGGGAAUUUUGAAGCUGCAUUUAAUCAGUUAGAUGAGAUGUGCAAUAAGAAACUCAACCCGGGUUUUCAUGUCUAUAGCUCUAUUCUUGAUGGGGCUUGUAAAUAUAAAGAGGAUGAAUUGAUUGAGAAGGUAAUGGAUUCUAUGAUGGAGAAGGGAUAUCUUCCAAAACUUCCAUUCCCAGGAUACGAUUCAAUCAUUCAAAAGCUCUCUGACUUGGGAAAGAUAGACGCGGCUGAUAUGUUUUUCAGACUAGCUUGUGAUGAGAAGGUUGAAUUACAUGACACUUCUUAUGGGUGUAUGCUGAGGGCAUUGUCCAAAGAAGGCAGGGUGAAGGACGCAAUUGGGAUGUACCACCUCAUGUUGGGAAGGAAAAUUGUAUCUAAGAAUAGUUGUUAUACUGCAUUUGUGAAUGUACUUUGCAAGGAAGAUCCAUCUGAGGAAGUCAGUAAAUUGUUGAGAGAUAUGAUAGAAAAAGGGUUUACUCCGUGUGCAUCAGAAUUGUCUAAAUAUAUAGCUUCUCAGUGUGAUAAAAGACGUUGGAGAGAAGCAGAGGACCUUCUGAAUGCAAUUUUAGAUAAAGGGUUAUUGCCAGAUUGGAUUUGCUCUCGCCCAUUGGUGGAGCAUUACUGCUCUAGCAGACGGAUUGAUUCAGCCAUUGGAUUGCAUAAGAAGGUGGUAAAAUUGGAAGGUACUAUGGACUUGACAACAUAUAAUAUACUUCUCAAUGGACUUGUUAAAGGAAGGAGACUUGAAGAAGCACUAGGGGUGUUUGAUUACAUGAGAAGGAAAAAUUUGUUGAGCAGUGAAAGCUUUUCAAUUGUUAUAAGUGGGCUUUGUCAUGAAAAGGAACUCAGAAAAGCCAUGAAAUUACAUGAUGAAAUGCUUAAAGUGGGGCUUAAACCUGAUGCGAAAAGAUAUAAACGAUUGAUAUCUGGUUUUAAAUGACAAGUUGUUGCCCUUGAUGUCUGCAUGCCAUACAUUCGUCGAUUUUCAUUUACACCCGAGCUAUAUCCUACCUUGCAGGGCAUGGGACAAUAUCUGCAGGCUCUUGAUUAUUAGUUUCAGUAAUGGGAAUGGAAUUUUGGUGGUAGACAUAGAUCUGUGUUGUACAUAAUUUUUUCCGGAAAGUAAUGGUGUACAUAAUUAUUUGUUGAGAGAUGUAUCAUAAUGAGCUUUUGAAAAAGAAAUGAUGGA
This is a messenger RNA of Ilex paraguariensis (yerba mate), 2067 nucleotides long. The record is from the annotation of a GenBank genome assembly. Lineage: Eukaryota; Viridiplantae; Streptophyta; Magnoliopsida; Aquifoliales; Aquifoliaceae.